AUCGUCUCUCAAAAACUUCACCAAAGAACUGACAGCAUUCGAGAAAUUUGGACCACUUAGGCGCACAAAUACCGGCGACUCCAACGCAUCCUCAUCAGGACAGUCGAACAGGUCUAGGAAGUCAACCCUUUCUCGGGUCUUGACGGCUGACCGCUAUGAUCGAGACACUGAAAGAAAUGAAGCACGGCAAGAGCGGCAGUUACGAGAGCCUGGCGCUAGAACGAACGGCGAGCCAAAUUCUGCAUCGCAUGGAGGACAAGGACUCGGAAGAUUCCUUGGAAAGCACCCGGACAAGAGUACUCGCGAACGCGCGCGCGAUAUAUGGACCGAAUCGUUGUCUAGACGUGAUAAGUUUCGCCCCGACUUCCUCACGAAAAAUUGGAGCUUGCAUCGUCGAACACAAUCCUUCGAGUAGAUCGUACGUGCAUUGUUGCUCUGCAAAGGAGAACUCGCGUCUCGCUGCCUUGGAGCACUUGCUUGUAAUCACCGAAGAUCUGCUCCAACGACUUAUGGAUGCCGAGGGCAUCACGAGUAGUGGCUGGUUGCCCGCCACGCCACAGUCACACCAUGCAGCAAUGUUCGGAAGUGCAGCUGGUAGCAUAGCGGGUGGAAAUAGUAGCGUAGCAAGCAGUGUCCAGCCAAGUCGUAGAGGCAGUGCUCAACCACAGGACCUCCUCAUCGACUACACGCAAGGUUCACCGCAGCUGGUGCAGCAGUCGCCACAGUUUCCACCACCCCCGAAUUCGGCACCAUCGCAGACUCCUUUCGUCAAUGACUUCAACACGCCUUAUUCACACCACCACAUCCAAAAGCCCAAGCUUCCUAGAGGCAGUAGUGAUACAGCGUUUCAGACGGCUACUAGCCCACCGAAGGCUUUUGUGCAGACAGUCCCGAGGACCAACAGCGAUAUUAUCCAGCAACCUAAGCCGAUGCCUGUUGGGCAGUUCCAGGGGCCUGGAAGAGGCAGGGUGCAAUGGAAUCUGGGCUCUGAAGGGUAGAAGAAUCGGGUCUCGAGUCAUCGGCUGUUUGAGGUCAGGGAAAUGGUGGACUUUGGGUAUUCCUAAGCUGUAUUUGGAUGCUUGAUCUGGUCAAUCAACCUUAUUGUUACUGCGCCGAUGUCUUCAUCUUGGUUAGGGCUCUAUUAAUGGUGGCUCCCAGUUCCAACUGUGACUCAUAAGCGUAUCUUGUGUGAGACCGGAAUAGAACUAUCAGCUGAUGUCAUGAUGAAUAUGCAAAGCUGCGCAAGUGUGACAGCAGAGAUUAUUUGUACAACGAAUCUUGUUGUGCAUUC
Messenger RNA from Alternaria alternata, 1291 nucleotides. RefSeq lists its product as hypothetical. The transcript is spliced from 3 exons. Bases 156 to 998 code for a protein of 280 amino acids. The record is from RefSeq and is a predicted model, not a curated record. Lineage: Eukaryota; Fungi; Ascomycota; Dothideomycetes; Pleosporales; Pleosporaceae.